This is a messenger RNA of Arabidopsis thaliana (thale cress), 1574 nucleotides long. RefSeq names its product O-methyltransferase family protein. NCBI's taxonomy places the organism in Eukaryota, Viridiplantae, Streptophyta, Magnoliopsida, Brassicales, Brassicaceae. The transcript has 4 exons. Gene Ontology annotation, molecular function: methyltransferase activity; O-methyltransferase activity; protein dimerization activity. Bases 250 to 1386 code for a protein of 378 amino acids. Gene Ontology annotation, cellular component: cytoplasm. The record is from RefSeq and is marked reviewed.
AACUGGCUAAUUGAACGAACAUGUUCUUGCAUGGCCACCAUAACAAAUAAAAAAAACAGUAGACAUAGUGUGUUGAAGAGAAAAGAAAGACCUAAUGUUGGAUGUAUAUCAAAUCUUGGGGUCAGCUAAUCAAAUCUAUGUAACACUAUAUUGAGAUAUGACUCUAUAAAAUGGCACAAAGUAUGAAAGUUGAAACCUAUCCUCAUAUUUAGCAUCACUCCUCUAAUAUUAUUUUUUCAAACAAGAACAAUGGCAAACCAUCUCCAAGUCCCCUUAACCAAACCGGAUCGAGUUAAAGAAGAACAAGAGGUUGAAGAAGAGGCAAGAUUGCUAGCGAGAAGGCUCGCGAAUGCAGCCGCAUCACCUAUGGUUCUCAAAGCCGCCUUGGAGCUCGGCGUGAUCGACACCAUCACCACAGUAGGAGGUGGCGAUUUGUGGCUCUCACCUUCUGAAAUAGCACUAAGACUCCCAACCAAACCAUGCAACCUGGAAGCUCCGGCUUUGCUAGACCGUAUGCUUCGAUUUCUCGUCAGCCAUUCGGUCUUAAAAUGCCGUACUGUAAUAGAAGAGAACGGUCAAACCGGAAAAGUUGAGAGGGUAUAUGCAGCUGAACCGGUCUGCAAAUAUCUCUUGAACAAAAGUGACGACGUCUCGGGUUCUUUUGCAUCGCUCUUUAUGCUUGACCUCAGCGACGUAUUUAUCAAGACAUGGACACAUCUCGAAGAUGUGAUAUUAGAAGGAAGAGAUGCAUUUAGUUCUGCCCAUGGGAUGAAACUAUUCGAAUACAUCCAAGCCGAUGAGCGAUUUGGUAAAGUGUUUAACCGGGCUAUGUUGGAAUCUUCCACCAUGGUUACGGAGAAGGUUCUUAAAUUUUAUGAAGGAUUCAAAGAUGUGAAGACUUUGGUGGAUGUAGGGGGAGGACUUGGCAACACACUAGGUCUCAUCACUUCCAAGUAUCCUCAUCUUAUUGGUAUCAAUUUCGAUUUAGCUCCGGUGUUAGCCAAUGCUCAUUCUUAUCCCGGUGUGAACCAUGUGGCUGGUGAUAUGUUCAUCAAGAUUCCAAAGGGGGAUGCCAUUUUCAUGAAGUGGAUACUACAUGAUUGGACGGACGAACAAUGCGUAGCAAUUCUUAAAAACUGUUGGAAAAGUCUCGAAGAAAAUGGAAAACUGAUAAUAGUGGAAAUGGUUACACCGGUGGAAGCAAAGAGCGGAGAUAUAUGUUCUAACAUUGUGUUUGGUAUGGACAUGACAAUGUUAACACAAUGUUCAGGUGGUAAAGAGAGAGAUCUCUAUGAGUUUGAAAAUUUAGCAUAUGCAUCGGGUUUUUCUCGUUGUGCAAUCGUAUGCGCUGUUUAUCCAUUUUCCGUCAUCGAAAUCUACAAAUAGAUUCAUUCAACAUAUGCCAUUUUACGAUAUUUACACAACCCGUUUCUUCUUCUAUUUGGGAUGUAAUGUUUGUGAUUAUCAUUUGUGUGUGGUCGAUCUUUUGUAAUAUUUUCGUGUGAUGUUCUUACCGUUGUAAUGAUAUAUGUGUCUACAUGGUGUAAUGUUUUUUAUCAGUGUGAAAUUGGUCU